CAGUGAAAGUCCCCAUUACGGAGAAAAGGCAAAAGCAGCGAAGGAGAAGCAAGAACUGAAUAUACAACAAAAGAAGAAGAUAUGCAAAAGAUGAUGAAAAACAGAAGCACUUGUAAUCUCAGCAACGAGAUUAGCUGGUACGAGAAUCCAUUUUAUUAUUCUAAUCAUCAUAAUCAACAGCAACAGCGCACAAGUACCAAGCAUCUUCAUCGUCAAGUGAAACCUGUAAUGGAUUCCGAACUGGGCAUUGCUCGAGCACAGAUCAUCGACUUGAAAGCCGAGGUGAACUACGAACGUAAAGCACGUAAACAAGUGGAGUCUCUGAACAAGAAACUGGGGAAAGAAGUAGCCGACGAACGAAGGGGAAAAGAAGCGUUGGAGAUAGUGUGUGAAAAGCUUGCGGCCGAAAUCACUUUCAAGAAAUCGGAGAUUGAUCGAAUGAAAAGGGAGUUCGAGGAGGAAAGAAAGAUGCUGAAGAUGGCGGAAGUUUUGAGGGAAGAAAGAGUUCAAAUGAAGCUGGCCGACGCCAAGAUUCUGUUCGAGGAGAAGGUGAAAGAAUUGGAGGAGAUUAAACGCAGACAACCCGAUGAUGCUUCGAACAAGAAAGAAGAUGAUUCGGAAGUGUCGACGAGAUUUGUAUUGAGUGAAAAGCCAUCAAACGGUAUUGCUACGGUGUCUUCAUCGACGGCGGUUCAGCAAAAAGCAUGUGCAGAAGCUGAGAAUCCUCACAUAAAGCGAGGGAUCAAAGGGUUUGUGGAGUUUCCGAGAGUGGUUCGAGCAAUCGGAUCGAAGAGUAGGCAUUGGGAUUCAAAGCUUCAGCGUCAAAAAGCUCAGUUAAGGAUUCUACCCCCAUCCAAGUAA
Hibiscus syriacus is the source of this 861-nucleotide messenger RNA. Its product is annotated as protein BRANCHLESS TRICHOME-like. The record is from RefSeq and is a predicted model, not a curated record. The transcript has a single exon. Bases 82 to 861 code for a protein of 259 amino acids. NCBI's taxonomy places the organism in Eukaryota, Viridiplantae, Streptophyta, Magnoliopsida, Malvales, Malvaceae.